This is a messenger RNA of Oppia nitens, 1771 nucleotides long. Its product is annotated as palmitoyltransferase ZDHHC20-B-like. Bases 353 to 1549 code for a protein of 398 amino acids. NCBI's taxonomy places the organism in Eukaryota, Metazoa, Arthropoda, Arachnida, Sarcoptiformes, Oppiidae. Gene Ontology annotation, molecular function: protein-cysteine S-palmitoyltransferase activity. Gene Ontology annotation, cellular component: Golgi apparatus; endoplasmic reticulum. The transcript is spliced from 7 exons. Gene Ontology annotation, biological process: synaptic vesicle maturation; protein targeting to membrane; peptidyl-L-cysteine S-palmitoylation. The record is from RefSeq and is a predicted model, not a curated record.
GUGUUGAGUGUAUAGUGAAUAGUGUUUAGUGUUUAUUGCAUCGACUCGUUGUCAAUAUAAAUGUUAAACAAUUUUUUGACUCAAUUUGUGAGCAAAUGAUUGAUUCCAUUGAUUACAAUAAUCGACUCAUUCAUUGAUUUCAUACAAAAAGCAUUGAAUCGUUAAAAUUGUUGUCUAUUUAUAGCAUUAGUUAAUCAUUUGAAUUGUUUAUCAAUUUGUGGACCAAUUGGUUAACGACUUGACAACCGAUCGAUACAAUGGACAUACGUUUGUCAUAAUUGAAGUGUAAUUAACAAAUUUGAUGUCAUUACCGAUUGUGUGAUCAGUUUUAUUGGCCACUUGAGUCUACCGGAUGUCAACCCGAGUGCACAACAACUAUUCAAUGGCCAGAAGCGGGUCAUUAAGUGGACGUCAAUCGUUUGGUCGCCGUUUGAGGACACGUUGCGAUAUUUGUAUCCGUAUCUUCAAAUGGUUACCCGUAUUAUUCAUAGUGUCUGUACUUUCGUGGGGUUAUUAUGCAUAUGUGAUCCAAUUGUGUGUCUUUAAUAUCGACCUAAUAGUGGUUAAGAUAUUUUAUUUGUCCAUUUUUCACGUGCUUUACGCCAUGACUUUGUGGUCAUACUGGCAGACCAUCUUCACCGACAGCGCCCACAUUCCCAGAGAUUUUUGGUUACCGCCGACCGAAAAGGAAAAGCUAUUGCAGGAGACAAAUGAAGAAAACCAGAAGCGUCUUAUUGAACAAUAUGUGUUUGACAGGAGUCUACCGAUUCAGUGUCGGGCCUAUAACGGAAUGUAUCGUAUUUGCGAAAAUUGUUUUAUGAUUAAACCAGACAGAGCUCACCACUGUUCGGUUUGUGACCAGUGUGUCCUCAAAAUGGAUCACCACUGUCCCUGGGUUAACCAUUGCGUCUCGUUUUCAAAUUAUAAAUUUUUUAUAUUAUUUCUGGGAUACGCCUUCACGUUAUGUCUAUUUUCAGCCAUCACUUCAUUUCCAUAUUUCCUUAAAUUCUGGAAGAAUGAACUGACAGAAUGGGGAAAAUUUCAUAUAUUAUUCUUGUUUUUUGUAUCGAUUAUGUUUGCCAUUAGUUUGAUCUCUCUAUUUGGUUAUCAUAUAUAUUUAGUUUUGCUCAACAGAUCUACAUUAGAGUCAUUUCGGGCACCGGUGUUUGCUGGAGGACCUGAUCGUAAUGCCUAUAAUUUAGGGAAAUAUAAAAACUUCUGUCAAGUAUUUGGUGAGAAUAGGAUUUCAUGGUUUCUUCCACUUUAUACUAGUAUUGGAGACGGCAUUAUAUAUGAGACGAGAGCCACCAGAGCUCCAAUGGCCGAUAACUGCAACAAUCAGCAAAGUUUUUACAACUCUAUCGGACAGUUGAAUAUACCAAUUGAAGGAGAUUUACAGCAAUCACACCCCGAUGACAGUAAGGGCAGUGGCAUUGUUUUUGAGCAAAAAAAUGAUUACGAAGACAAUGACAAACUUCUUAAUGGCGACGAUGAGGACAGAGAGGAAGAGGCUAUUAUUGAGCGCACAUCCACUUCUGGUAUUCAUUGAUAUAUUAUUAUUAUAAAAGCAUGCAAUUGUGUUGUGAUGUGAUGUGUCAUAAAUGUUUUGAAAAUCAAUGGAAAACUCAUAUAUAUAUAUAAAUGGAUCAAUUAUUUACUGAUAACUGGUUAAAUGUGAAUUACAUAUACCAUAUACAGGUGCAAAUCAUAAUGAUAUACCGCAACAACAAGUUAAGUCAUUUGUAAUGCACUCAGACAUCGAUACCAAUUC